AUGGGCGACGAAAGUUUAAGUUUUCCAGACGAUGUUUUGGACCAACAUAUCGUGACUUUGUUCGAACGUUUGGAAGGCCUAAGGCGAUCUCAAACCAAUAAAGAAGCCAGGCCGCUUAUGCAACUGGAAAUCCGUUCGUUGGAAUUUUGGCGUGCCAUUUUCGCUGAAUGCGUUGGUUCUUUCUUUUAUGUGUUUAUCGUGUGCGGGGCGGCAGCGGGCGCGGGACUCGGAGCUUCGACGUCCGCGGUCCUUCUGGCCUCCGCUCUGGCUUCGGGCCUGGCGAUGGGUAUGCUGACCCAUAGUUUGUCACAUAUUUCGG
Messenger RNA from Ctenocephalides felis (cat flea), 319 nucleotides. Its product is annotated as neurogenic protein big brain-like. The transcript has a single exon. The annotation marks the transcript as partial. Gene Ontology annotation, molecular function: water channel activity. Gene Ontology annotation, biological process: transmembrane transport. Lineage: Eukaryota; Metazoa; Arthropoda; Insecta; Siphonaptera; Pulicidae. Gene Ontology annotation, cellular component: plasma membrane. The record is from RefSeq and is a predicted model, not a curated record.